Molecule: messenger RNA, 2743 nt
Organism: Sinocyclocheilus rhinocerous
Lineage: Eukaryota; Metazoa; Chordata; Actinopteri; Cypriniformes; Cyprinidae
Product: UPF0524 protein C3orf70 homolog A
Exons: 2
Coding region: 317-1129 (270 amino acids)
Biological process (GO): nervous system development
Source: RefSeq, a predicted model, not a curated record
AGCAAGAGCGAAACGGAAAAUCCGUCUUCGGCAAUAAGCAUCAAGAUCAGUCCAGGGGCCGAUCUGAAGCUGUUUAUACGGACACAUUUGGCACGGCGAUCUUUUAUGCAAAAAUAACGGUUUUAGAGGCAGAUCGAGCGGAAACUAGAUGUUUUUGUAUAAGGGUUAGAAGUGGAACUUGGGUAGGCGAAGUCUUGGGCGUAUCUCCACUUUUGUUCAUAUAUUGUCAAAGUGGAAAACAGCCGAGGCUGAGCGCAUCUGAUCUUCCCCGAGCGCUCGGUGCUGAUGAGGGCUUUGUCGGCGUGAUCCGUGCGCGAUGGCCGCUUCGGGCGGACAGAAGAGUGAGAAGUUAGAUGAAGCUCAGGCUCUAGCGAGGAGUUGCGCAGGGCGACCGGACUUUCUGCCCUGCGAUGGACUAUCCAUCUGCGCCACACACAGCCACGGGAAGUGUUUCAAGCUGCACUGGUGCUGUCAUCUGGGCUGGUGCCACUGUAAAUAUGUCUACCAACCCAUGACCAGCGUAUGCCAACUUCCCAGCACGCUGGUUCCAGUUGCCCCCUCAGGUCACACCCACACCAUGAACCUGUCCAUCUCCCUGGCUGAGCGCUUUCUCAGGACGGCCCCCAAAUUCCAGGCUCCACCCUGCCCAGAGUCGCCCAAGUUCUGCGUCAUCUCUGAGCUCUUUGUGGAUGAUUACAUGGUCAAACGUAUCAACGGUAAGAUGUGUUAUGUGCAAAGGCCGCCUCCCCCUUCACCAAAUCCCAAACACCAACCCCAAAUGCCGGCACCUCAACCUGCACCCCAACGUACCAACAAGCACACAAGGCAAGCAGGCCCAACUAUUAAACACGACCAACUAAACGAGAAGAUCUCAGGCCCUAAAAUGGACCACUGCUCGUCUCCCUCCAGUUCAGAAGACUCUGGAAUCAAUGCAUUGGGUCUGCACUACAUGGAAUCAUGCGAUGAGGACUCCUGCGUGGAUGAUGACGACGAGGAAGAAGAGGAUGAUGAGCUGAGUACCGAUGGGGACUCCAGUCCCGGCAGCCUCUGGGACCAGGAUGAGUGCACUUUACUGUCACCGUCCAAAUCAAUGGUUGAGAUCAUUGAGAAGAUCGAGACUACAGUUUGACGUGCCUGUCAAUUAAUACCACAAUUGGAAUUCCUCAGUCUCGGAAACACUUCCCAACACUAUCCUAUAUGCAGGUGCAUGAGUUCAAUGAGCCAGUGCAAGCACACGCUCCCUGUUAUGGCAGUGCCAUUCGAGGUGGUCCCAGAAGAGCCCUCGAGAGAUGAGUCAUGGCAACUUCUCUCCUCUACUUACUACAACUCUGAUUUCCCCUAUAGUCCCUUACGCAUGGUGAGGCUAAUGUAGGUUACACGCAAGUAAGUGUGCUGACAAACUCAUAUUGUGAGAACUUUGACCAAAUGGGACUCGAUACAUGAUAGAAUAUUUCAUGGAUGAACAGAUGUAGGAAAGUCAAAUUCAAAAAUAUGAGGCUAUGUCUCUCCUUAGAGAGCUCAGACACAAUCUGUCCAAUGCAUAGAAACGGAAGAGGGAAUGGCUGAUGCAAUAUGGAGAGAUCUAGACUAAGACGGUCUGUGUGUGUUAGGAGGAUAGAGAGUGCUACAAAGAUAGAAGGAGAAAGAGUGAGGGAGAGAGAGAGUCUUUCAACGUCCUGUUAGCAGAAUCAGUCAGAACAGUGGCUAAAUCAUGCAUGAGCUCAGAGGACGGUAAUGAAACUUUGCGAUGAAAAGAGAUUGAGGCUCGUGCCUGAGGGAAUGCCCCUUUUCUCAAACUCUCCCACACGCUGAGACUCCCAAGAGGCACAGCCAAGGGUACAUUACCAGAUGUUUCUUAUCUGGCACCAGACUGUGGAGCGAACCAAUCCUCCCAUCAUCACAGUCCUUAAAGUUUGUGUCUUCUUUAGGAGUGGAAAACAACUUUUGACAAUCAGUUAGGUUUACGAUAAAUUCUGCAGAAGAGUGAUAAGGAAUAAAAUUGCAUUGUUCGUCCCCCAAGAAUCCCAUUGUGAUCUAUGUUCCAUUUUGUCAAGCCACUUUAAAAGUGUGUGGUGUAUCAUUGACAAAGCCAGAGGAUUGCUUAGGUGCCAUUCACGCAAGAUGCGUUUUUGUGUCCUGUUUUUUAAUUGUUGGUCUACAUAAUUGUGCUGGACAGAUGCUAUUGUUCCUUGAUGUUUUUCUCACAUCUGCAUUCUUAAGAGUUCACCCAAGCACUACGAUUUUGUCAUAAUUUACUCACUGUCAUGUUAUCACAAACCUGUAUGACUUUCUUCUGUGAAAGAAUAUGACAAAUGUUAUUUGUAUGUGUUGUAAAUGGAAUUUGGAAGAUGCUUUUUGCAAAACAACUUACAUUGGAUUCAAGGUAUACAUGGUAUCAGGUAAACAUUUUAUCAAACCCAUAAUCUUUACAUUGCUGGUAGCAUGUCUGAGCUACAAGAAUGCUAUAAACCAGCUUUCAGGUUAUUUCUGCCGCCCCUGUCUAGGUGUAUUUAACGCAAGAACGCAUCCUGUGUGAAGGGCCCCUUAGUGUCACUUUGAGAUCUUUGAGAUCUUUGAGAUCUUCACUGGCUCCAACAGUUUCAGGUUUUCUAAGAGUUUAAGAACAUUUGGCCCAUUCAGACUUGCCAGAGCAUCUCUGGGUCUCAUUUUUCCAUUGCAUUCACACUUAUUAUAUUAAAGGGGUCAUAUGAUGCGAUUUCAAGUUUUCCUUUCUCUUUGGAGU